AUGCCCCAUCAUCUCGGUUUAGCGCCGAUCUCCGUCCCUCUUGACGACCUCCAUGACGCUCUCAGCUGGCAGCACGUUCUCUUCCCUCAAGGAAGGCCCAACACCCCCAGCUCUGCGUCUCUCAAGUCAGCAGACGGUCUCAGCACGGCUUCUUGCCCCUCGGACGAUGACGACCUCCUCCAACAUCCAUGGACCGCGGAAGAAGCGGCAGUCCACGCCAGGGUGGAGCAGGACAAGUUUAUCUCCCUUCCUUCCAACUUCAAGCUGGAGACCAGACGAGUCAGCCUCGUCAUUCGCUGCGCUGGUCCGGAGGGCAUGCUGCUGCGCAGCCUGGAGGAGGCUCUGCACAAGCAUGGUGGCUCCUUCUUCGAGACGGAGGCUGGAGAAGAUGUUUCUAAGGCUGUAGUGGAUGCUGUAGAGAUCCGGUGA
Messenger RNA from Guillardia theta CCMP2712, 429 nucleotides. RefSeq lists its product as hypothetical. Lineage: Eukaryota; Cryptophyceae; Pyrenomonadales; Geminigeraceae. The coding region runs from base 1 to 429 and encodes 142 amino acids. The record is from RefSeq and is a predicted model, not a curated record. The transcript has 2 exons.